Molecule: messenger RNA, 641 nt
Organism: Agrilus planipennis (emerald ash borer)
Lineage: Eukaryota; Metazoa; Arthropoda; Insecta; Coleoptera; Buprestidae
Product: THAP domain-containing protein 4-like
Exons: 1
Coding region: 98-601 (167 amino acids)
Source: RefSeq, a predicted model, not a curated record
GUAUAAAUAUACUGAAAAGUUAUAAAUGUCAUUAGCUUUACAUUGAAUUGACAAACAACUAUUCAGACUAGCAAUUAAAACUAAACUGCUUUCAAUAAUGCAGCCCGGUCCAAUGAGCGAGUUUGUUCUCCCAUUAAGAUGGCUUUUGGGGAGCUGGAAAUCGAUUUCAGCAAAGGGAAUGUAUCCAACUUAUAAAGAUUUCACUUUUUGUGAUAAACUUACAUUUAAAACGAUAGGUCAACCGAUGCUUAACUACGAAGCAGUAAGUUGGAAUCCAGAAACGUUAUUACCAAUUCAUUUGGAGUCUGGGUUUUUACGAAUUAAUCCAAAAACACCGAAUGUGGCCUUUUUAGUUGCACAUAACUUUGGUGUUGUUACUUUAGAAGAAGGGACAGUCUGCAAGCAGACAGUAAGAUUUGAAACUAGCGGUGUAUUAACGAUGUCGUUUAAGCCAGGGCCAAAAGUUUGCAAAUUGGUAAGACAGUAUUGCCUCGACGCAAACUACAAUUUACGUUAUAUUUUAUAUAUGGAAACUGAUAGAACUCCAUUAACAACUCAUUUAGAAGUUGUUUAUGAGAAAGAUCCAUGCGAUUGCAAUUGAAUUUUAUAAAGGCACGUGAAUUUUAUAUAGCCUUUUUAUA